Messenger RNA from Babesia ovata, 2289 nucleotides. RefSeq lists its product as uncharacterized. The transcript has 2 exons. The coding region runs from base 1 to 2289 and encodes 762 amino acids. Lineage: Eukaryota; Apicomplexa; Aconoidasida; Piroplasmida; Babesiidae. The record is from RefSeq and is a predicted model, not a curated record.
AUGACGGAGCAACGUUCUUCAACGCUUCUGUCGCCAAAUGCAAAGAGGGCAAAAAUUAGCGCUAACGCUGAAUACAGCGCCGAUGUUACGGUACCUGAUGCCGAACAGAAUGGGCAGUCUGAGGCAAAGGCUGAACUUGACGAAGAGGCAAAACUAGCUCUGGAUGAAGUGGAAUCCGAAAUAUCGCAACUACUAGCAACUGGCAUACAGGACACCAGUGUAUUCGGUUGCCACGAUGAAUGUGCAGCCAUCUGGCAGCACAUACGACAGCAGCACGGUGAACUGGGUUCAACGAUAGAUAACGAACUCGGAAUCGAUCCGCAGCUAAGAGAUGUCAUCCGUGCUUUCGCGGAAGGAUCGGUCUUACCCAUCAGUGCCCUCAUUUCCCAUUUGCGCGAGCACAUCGCAUCCCACUGCAAAUUUGCCAACCAUGAUAUUGGUAACAUGGAGCUCGACACGCUUAUACCACGCAUUGUCACCAGGAAGAAUUUAGGGGAAGUUUUCGCUGGCGAUAAUGCCGUAGACAGGAUGGAGUCAAUGCGGGCAGAGUGUAUGUGGAUCUGGGAGUCCCCGUCCAUCGACGUGUUCCCCGACACCAUUCAGGAGCGCGUCAAUGCGGCGCGAGAGGCGCGCAACUUGAUUUCUAGGCGUUAUAUCACCCUUAUAAAGGUGAGAGAUGCUAUCAAGAGUGGUGAUAGGGUGGCGCGGUAUGCCGCGAAUGAGGAGCUCGGUGCCAUAUACAAGAAAAUGCUACUCGAAAGAGAAAAGCGAGAGAGGUUGGAAGUCAAGAAUAAGGCUAAGGGGAGCAAGAAGCGUGAAACCUCAGCCCAGCACGCCAAGGCAUCCCAGGCGAAAGAUACGAAGGCAUCGGCCAACACAAAGCAAGAGAAAACCACGGCCAGGUGUCCCUCGAAGCCUCAGGCGGCAUCGUCCAAACAACCUAAUAUGCUUCUCAGUUGGCUGAAAUCAUCGUCCACAACGCCGGCUACUUCCACUGGCGCUGAUGAUAACGCAGGUAAUGCAGCAUCUGCAGCCCGUAGCAGCCCCCCAGCAACCAAGGCCCCGGCGAGUAGCAGUGGCACGGGCCCAUCCGUACAACCUGCAGAGGCAAAUGCAGAUGAUUAUGACGAUAUGGGUGCUACCGAUGCGCAAAUGGUGGAAAUUGCCAAGCUCAUGGAUGCGCUUCCCCGACAUCGACGACAUGGCAACUCCGACGGAUUAACACAUGACAUGAGUUGCGUCACCCCAGAACCUGUCUCCACAGCUGGCGAUGAUGAUGCCCCGAAUUUUGACGAGUUUAAGAAGAUGUGCGAAGGCCACAGGGAAGCGUGGAUGAGGUACUUUACAUACAUUAAUUCCAAUCGCAAGUUCUAUGUGGAAUCAUCAACCAACACCGCUUCGACUGAAGAAGGCCCCGCAGAGACCGCUGCGGCACGAGAAAACAGCGCGAAAGGGUUUGUCGUCGACGAUCUGGUAAAUAAUGUUCGGGACACCAUCUACGGCGACCAGACCCUUAAGCAAGAGAGGUCUGCCAGGCUGUUCUACAUGUCCGACAACGAGUGGAAACGCCCUUCCAUGAGGCUGCUCAUUUCCAGAAGCUCGCAACUCGUCAAACCCACUGAGCCGUUGGCUAUAGAACCUGCCAUGGACUACUACGCCGACAGCGACGAGGAAUGGUUCGAGCAGUAUGAUGUCGACGACGUCGAAGAAAGCGGCAGCGAAGAGGAAGAUGAGGAUGAAGACGAGAACGACUGGAUAGUCCAAGAUAACCCUCAGCAGGAGUUGCAGAAGCACACGCUCAACCUUUGCGAGGUGGUAAAGGUCUACUGCGUGAACAGAAACUGGCACUGGAUCGUUGAUGGCGUUCCUCAAAACAACGACGAAUGUUGCAGUGUCGAGGAGGCCAAGAAGAAUGGGAUGAAUAUCGUACCGUGCGAUUUCGGGUUUGGUUACGAGGGGUACACCCAAAACCCGAUAUCAGAAUUCGUUAACAACAUGCGUGGACACCAAAUCAUAAUGACCAAGGAGGACGUGCAGGAGUUCCUGAAACUGUGUCACGGGAAACACACCAAAAAGGAGCUGCUUAUAAGCGAGUUCAAAAAUAAGAAGCCAUUCUGCUCAACUGCCGAGCUGAGAGAGAAAUUCAAAAAGUACAUAUGCCGCAUGAAGGUUGACCACACCCCGCAGAGGUGGCUGGUCACAACGGAGGCGGCCAUCCUCUUCGGCAUUCGGCCUGAAUUAGACGCCAUUCUGGCGGUUGCUAUGGAACAGGUGUUGGAGGAAACGUGA